This is a messenger RNA of Laccaria bicolor S238N-H82, 627 nucleotides long. RefSeq names its product small secreted protein. The record is from RefSeq and is a predicted model, not a curated record. Lineage: Eukaryota; Fungi; Basidiomycota; Agaricomycetes; Agaricales; Hydnangiaceae. The transcript is spliced from 5 exons. Bases 1 to 627 code for a protein of 208 amino acids.
AUGUCACCCUGCUACUGCCUUUCCCUUCCUUUCUCCUUCUGCUUCUCCCUGCCCUUACCCUUCGCCAAAUACACAUCCCUCCAAAUCUCUUUUACUUCAUCGACGGCUCUCUGCGAUCCAUCAUACGCGGCAUUGAUGGGCAUGACUUCGAAAUCUCCGGCCGCAUCCGUCCAACACCUCCCUGAAACCCUCGAAAAACGCCUCCACCACCUAGAGAUUGGAUAUCUUUGGGUCGAAGACAAACUCGACAAGGCAAAGGUCAACAUUGCAGGGGUUCAAGAUGAAUUCACGGUAGCAGGAGUGGAAGGCACCCUCGAAGAUGAAGUCGACGCCGACAGAAAACACGACCCGUACCGUGCGGGAUACGCUCCAUCCAGCAAUGGUCUGACGGACGAACAUGGAUAUCUUGGAAAAUGCAUUCAUUCCUUGAUUCCUUCGAGCCAUAGGCGAGUAUUAGGAGCUGACAUGAUGAAUCAGGAGGGCAAGGAAACGUACCUGGUAGAACACAUAUCUGGUUCACUGCUUGUGUGCGAUCGCGGCAACCCAGUACUUCAAGUUCCCUCGCCAGACCAUCCCCUGUACAGCGGUUUCAGUGCGAAACGACUCGGGCCUGAGUAUGAAGAUUAG